AUGCUAAGCGAGAGCGAGGCACAGACAUCUCUCCAGGAAAGAACCGAGCAGGAGAUUCUGCAAGAUGCUUUGCCAGAAAAACCAGGUGCCGACGUUUCCAAAGGCCUGGAUCGAGAGGAAGGCUGCGCGAUUCAGUGCAGUCCUGAAUUGCCGCCGGCGUGCCCGCCAAAGAAGAGGAAGCGCAAGUCCUCCCAUCGCGAGGAAACGGCCCUUGAUCUCAGCAAGAGAGCAGUGAAGAAGAAAAAGGUCCCCCAGCCGGCGAAAUCCUACAACUGCCCUGAUUGCGGGAAAUGUUUCAAGCGGUGCUCCCCUCUCAUAAGGCACCGGAGGACCCACACCGGGGAAAAACCCUACGUCUGCCGUGUGUGUCUGAAAUGCUUUAGCGACGGCUCUGCCCUCGUGAAACACCGGAGGAUCCACGCGGGGGAGAAGCCUUACACCUGCCCUGAGUGCGGGAAAAGCUUCUCGCAGAGCUCAACUCUUAUCGCACAUCAGAGAAUCCACACGGGCGAGAAGCCCUACAAAUGCCCCGUGUGUGGGAAAGGCUUCAGCGUCAGCUCCAACCUUGUGGCUCACCAGCGGAUUCACACGGGGGAGAAACCUUACGAAUGCUCCUUCUGUGAGAAGAGCUUUCUCGUCAGCUCACACCUGAUCAGGCACCAGAGAAUCCACACGGCGGAAAAGCCGUACAUUUGCCGGGAGUGCGGCGAGUGUUUCACGCAGAGCUCUCACUUGGUCGUCCACAAGAGAAUCCACACGGGGGAGAAACCUUAUCUGUGUGCCGUGUGCGGGAAGAACUAUCGGGGGAUCUCGGACUUCAUUCUGCACCAGAGAAUCCACACCGGUGAGAAGCCGUACACCUGCCUGGAGUGCGGGAAGAGCUUCCGUCAGAGUUCGUGUCUAACGAAACACCAGAGAAUCCACACGGGAGAAAAACCGUACGAGUGUCACGAAUGUGGGAAGAGCUUCAAUCGGAAUUCGCAUCUUACAAGGCACCAGAAAAUUCACAUGGGGCAGAGGAAUGCCAGGCAGGUGCUUAUAAAAUAAAAGUCUUCCGUUCCAAAAUGGAAAGUUAGGUUCAUUGUCAUCACUGGCAUUUGACAAGGAGAAAGUCUAGCUGGUGGACAUUACCCUGUCUAUUGCUGUAGCCUUUGUUGUACCAUCCUGCACCAUGGAUGUCUCUAAAGGAAUCCAAGAUUUCCCCAGAACCAUAGCUGUCAACUUCUCCCUUUUCUUGCGAGGAAUCCUAUUCGGAAUAAGGGAAUUUCCCUUUAAAAAAGGGAAACAUUGACAGCUGCGCCCAGAACUUGAUCUGCUGCUGCUGUUAACCUUGUUUGAUGAAUAUGGUUAAUCUAAUUGUUGUUGCUUUCAGAACAAGAGUUUUUGGGGCAACUGUAUCCCUGCAUUCAUUACAGAAAAGCUGUGCCGGCUUAUAAAUUUUCCUCUUAGACUGUAAGGUGUGAGAUGCUCUUAAUGGUCUUCCCGGGAAUUCAUGGAAUGUCUUGCUUAUUCUUAGGAGGCGAACUUGAAAUGGACACUCUCAUGAUGAGAAUUCUAGUCUUCCUUCCUCUGGGGUAUUCAAAUGCACCUAGAUCGCACCAUUCCACAUGAUAAGCUGGGUUUGAAGAAGAAGAAGAAGAGUUUGGAUUUGAUAUCCCGCUUUAUCACUACCCGAAGGAGUCUCAAAGCGGCUAACAAUCUCCUUUCCCUUCCUCCCCCAUAACAAACACUGUGAGGUGAGUGGGGCUGAGAGACUUCAGAGAAGUGUGACUGGCCCAAGGUCACCCAGCAGCUGCAUGUGGAGGAGCGGGGACGCGAACCCAGUUCACCAGAUUACGGGUCUACUGCUCUUAACCACUACACCACACUGGCUCUGCACAAUCCCUGUUGCAAAUGCUCUGAUUGUUACUAGCAAGCCCCUUUUCCGGUCGAGGCUAAGAAGGGAGGAUUUGCCAAACUCUACACAACAAGCAAAGGCAGAAGUUGAAGGACAUGGGUCUUUGUACAUCAGUGGUUCCCAAACCCGCCCCUGCACUGCCUCGCCGACCGCCUGAAAAUUGCUUCAGGUCUUAGUUGACCACCUACUGAUUUUCUUCUGCCUGUUGUAGCAAUUGUGCUGUGCUAAACACUGAAUGGUUUUUCGUUGCAUUUUCAUUGCUUCUGUCAAAUUGCAAUUUGAAUGCAAUAAUAUACAAUGUUAGAAAUAAGAGACGCAAUAAAAAAAGAUACAGCUGAAAAUUACAGCAAAUGUUUAAUGUUGACAUGAUGCAGACCACCUGAAUGAAGCAUGGGGAUCACUCGUGGUCCACAGACCACAGUUUGGGAUCGCCUCUUCCAGAUCAAAAACCAGCUUGCUAUAUCCAGGAGCAGUAUAGCUGUCCGUCCUCUCUAGCCUCACCUUCUUUGGGUUGCAAUUCUAAAUUCCCUCUCUAGGGAGUAAGUUACAAGAAAGGAGAUUCGGACUAAACAUCAGGAAGAACUUUCUGACAGUUAAGAACUGUUUGACAGUGGAACGGUCUCCCUCAGGAGGUGAUGGACUCUCCUUCCUUGGAGGUUUUUAAGCAGAGGUCGGAUGGCCAUCUGUCAGCGAUGCUUUAGAUGAGAUUGCAGGGGGUUGGACUAGAUGACCCUUGGUAUCCCUUGAAGCUCUACAAUUCUGUGAUUCUGUCUGCUGUUCUUAACACCCAGGAGAGUCUGUAGGGGAGAAGGCAUUUGGGGCUUGAGCCACUUAGGGCUGCAAACACUAUCAUCAGCACCUUGAGUUUUGCCUGGAAGAAGAAGAAGGGUUUGGAUUUGAUAUCCCGCUUUAUCACUGCCCGAAGGAGUCUCAAAGCGGCUAACAUUCUCCUUUCCCUUCCUCCCCCACAACAAACACUCUGUGAGGUGAGUGGGGCUGAGAGACUUCAGAGAAGUGUGACUGGCCCAAGGUCACCCAGCAGCUGCAUGUGGAGGAGCAGAGACGCGAACCCAGUUCACCAGAUUACGAGUCUACCGCUCUUAACCACUACACCACACCGGUUUUGGAAACAAAGUGGCUUGCAGAAAGCUUUGGUGAAGGGCAGAAAUGGCUGGCAUUUUGCCCUCUGUAUCUUGUUGUUGCUCCAUUGACAUUGAUAAGGACCUGUAUGCCACCUGAUGCCAAUCGCACUUACACUGAAGUAACUUCCCCUGACCUCGCAGAAGCAACUACAGAUGGGAUGACAGUAGGAAUUGCAGAGGCUUAGGGGAUGUAGAGUAUAUUAUGUGGAGAACUGGUUCGUUUCCCUUACUGUGAGCAGUGAAAGAUGAACAAUUAAAGAGAUGUUUGUCAAAGUAAUAUGAUUAUGAUCUUUCUGCAGUGCCUUUAACAAAUGCAUCACAGACAAAACAUGCAGCUUGUGUCAUCUCCAUGCUGGAAAAGCAGCACCUGCUGAACUUCUGCCUGCUAUGCUGGUGCUAAAGGAUGGAACAAACAAACCAGCAGCCCUAGUUAGUGCAAACACAUUUAACUGUUUCCAUUCCUGUGGAGCACCGAUGAAAAUGAUUGAAGCACAUAUUUUCUUGCACCUGUUAUUUUAGAAGAAAAUGAACUAAUGAAACUCCACUCUGAAGCAGAACAAAACAUACAAUAUCCAUGUUCAUGGAUCAUGAAUCCAUGGUUCUCAUUCACACUGUUUAGGAAUGUUAUCAGUUUGGAUUGUGGGUUUGUGUGUGUGUGUGUGUGUGUGUGUGUGUGUAUGUGUAUUUUCCCUUUCAGUUUUGAUGCCUCCCUCCUUCAUUUGUGGGGAGAUAAAUGUGACUGGACUCCUUACAUUAUUUUGGGAAGAUUUGAGUUUUUAAAAACCAGGCAAGCUGUGAGUCUUGCCACAUUUACAAUGGUCACAAAUAACCAUAAACUGUAUGAUCAUUCAAUAAACAAGUGCAGUGCUUUAUAGUGUGCUUUGAGUCUCAUAAUAAUCUUCUGAGUAAGGCUGGGGGAAUGCAAAUCCCUCGAUCUUGAUGAAACCUGCAAAACGUUGCCAGAUUUGAAGUGGGAGGUUUGUGCUGUGCUUUUCAGUUUAUGAGAAAGUGAGAAAGGAAGUGCCCAUAAGAAGAGCCCUGCUCCAUCAGCCUGAAAGCCCAGCUAGCGCAGUAUCCUCUUUCCUGCAGUGACCAAUCAGAAGCCUCCAGGAAGCCCACAAUCAGGGCAUGAGCUCAGUAGCCUCCUCUUGCUCUUGCUCCCCAGCAGCUGGCAUUCAAAACUUUGCUGCCUCUGAUCCUGGAGGUGGUAAUAAUAAUAAUAAUAUUUAUACCCUGCCCUCCCCAGCCAAGGCAGGGCUCAGGGCGGCUAACAAGCAAUAAUAAAAACAAGUUGAAUGAAUACAACUUAAAAACAAGAUUAAAAUACAACAUUAAAAUAUUGAAACAAUAUUAAAAUGCAGCCUCAUCACAGGAGGAGAAAGGAAAAAGGAAGAGGGGGAGGGAAUCAAAUUGGCUCCAAGCCAAAGGCCAGGUGGAACAACUCUGUCUUACAGGCCCUGCGGAAAGAAAUCAGAUCCUGCAGGGCCCUGGUCUCAUGAGGCAGAGCGUUUCACCAGGCAGGAGCCAGUGUUGAAAGGGCCCUGGCUCUGGUUGAAGCUAAUCUAUGUAUAUUAUAUAGAUUAUAAAUUAUAAAUAAAAUAAUAAGUUUUAUUUAUACCCCGCCCUCCCCGGCCAAGACCGGGCUCAGGGCAGCUAACACCAGGUAUAAAAACAAUUGAUUAAAAUAAAACUUAAAAACAAGAUUAAAGUACAACAUUAAAAUGCAGCCUCAUUUCAGUAGAAACUCAAAUCAAAAACUUUUUGGGGAUGAAAACGUCAAGUCUUCACCAAGGCUAACUAUCCAGACUGGUCCUAUGUGGGCCAGAAAAAAGCCAGGGAAGUCCCCAAAUAGGAGUUCCAUCACAGAAAGAGAAAGGAAAAAGCGUUCCACCAGGCCGGAGCCAGUGUUGAAAAGGCCCUGGCUCUGGUUGAGGCUAAUCCGACUUCCUUAGGGCCCGGGACCACUAGGGUGUUGCUAUUUAUGGACCUUAAUAUGAUACCCUUGGCAUGACUAGUAACCAUGUAUAGACUUGUCCAAUUCUCUCUCUCUCUCUCUCUCUCUCUCUCUCUCUCUCUCCCCUCCUUGAAGUCCUGCAACUUGGGACUCAUCUACACAACUGCAAACAAAAUGUUUUAAAUGUGUUGUCAAGUGCAGUAUACAAAUGUGAUGCUAGAUGGCGACAGUGAGCUAGGCAAAAUUCAAUGUCUUUUUCAAAACCUUUUAAAAAAAAGCAUUUUCACAGGGGGUUUUUAUAGGUGCGUAGAUUCCAUCUUGGUGGCCAUCACUGCCCUGGCUUAGGGGCAGAGUGUCUGCUUUGCAUACAGGCAAUACAAGGGUCCAAUCUCUUUCAUUUCUAGCUAGGGCCAGGAGAGGUUUCUGUCAAUACAGUACUGAACUGAAUAGAUCAAUGAUCCAACCUGCGCUACAAUUCUAGGAGCGUGUGGGCCCUUCACGCAUGCCCUUCACCUCCCUGAAAAAUGAGAUAGAAACUUAUGCAGGACUCACAUUGAGGGUUGUUCAGAAAAUGUUUAAACGGUUGAUUCAGACCACAUCAAAGGUUUCUUUGGGCAGCCAAGAGAAGCACCCAUUUAUUAUAAAACAACAAAGAAAUUAAUCAUCAGCUGGAUAAUAUGGUGCAGCAUAAACAUAAGGUCACAGGUGCAUUUAAACCAAUAGCUUAACGCAUUCAUCUUCCUAGCCUAAAGAAAUGAGAGACCCUAGUCUACAAGGAAAAUUAAACACUGGAGUUAUGUCACUCCUAGGAAAUAGAGAAAGACUGCAAAAUUUCUACCUACAGUGUGAUUGGCAAGGCUCUUGCCAUGCCAUUCAUUUUGUUUCAUAAAAUGUAUAUACUGCUUGUUUUUUUAAAAAAAUAACAACAACCACAACCUGAAAGCAGUUUAUACAUGCGAAAUAUGGCAUAUGGUAGAGUGGAGAGCAAAUGUAUAUGCCUGGGUGCAUGUGUUUGCAAUAUUCCUUCCAGAUGGGCUUCAAGAUUAUCAUCUUGCCUACAUGUGGGACAAAUUCCAGCAUGCAGGGAAGGGAACAAGCUUUAUUUUACAAAUCCCUAAGUGUCCUAAAUGAAGCCUACGAAGGCAGCAGUGCUUGUUUGGAGUCACACUCAUCCCUAAGGAAACGAUUUAACGGGUUUUCCUGGUUGCCAGAGCGUUUAUCAAUGCAAGCACCCUUCAAGUCUCUGCAAUCAGAAAGCCUGUUGUUGCAUUGUGUGCCACAGACUGGGUCAGGGCUACAGAGGGACUGGUUUUCUACUGCAAUGCAAGCAAGACUGAUGCCCUGAUCCAUUGCAACGGACCAAACAAAAGUCAGGAGAAGCGUUCUCCCGUCGCAUUUGGUAUAUGGCAGCUUCCUAUCUUCUAGGUGCAAGGAUCCAGAUAUGGCAGAGGAGAAGCCAACCAAGUCAGGAGAGGCAGCUACAGAGGUUGCUGGACCCAGGUCCCAACUUUCAACUCGGCAUUGAACCAGAACCCCAAAAGGCAGAGCCUCCAGGUUCUGCCAAGAUACCAGAACCCUCAAUGCCCAGAGACUUUGUGUUCCGCAAUGCUUGUUUGUAGGCACAGGGCAAGAGACCAGCUCAGAACUGACCCAGUCUUUGGCUCCAGCCCCAGAGGUUGCCCCUUGAAGCUCUCCGCUUUCCCAGGAACUGGCGGUGCUGCAAUCAGUUGGAUGUGCGAUGCUAUCAGACCAAGUAGUCUGCACCCAAUGGACCUGUCCAGGGUCCUGAAAGGCCUUUAGAUGGCUGCUCUUUUUUUUGUCCUCUUCCCUCAGGGAUGGGGAACCUGUUCCCCAACAAAAAAAGAGCACAAGAAUAUUAAGAAAGGCCCUGCUGGAUCAGGCCAAUGACCCAUCUAGCCCAGCUCCCUGUUCUCACAGUGGCCAACCAGAUGCCCGUGGGAAGUCAGCAAACAGAGCCUGAGCACAACAGCACUUGCUCCUUCUGCAGUUUCCAGAAGGGUCUCCAUUGUCUCCCAAGACACAACAGAUGCCAACCAACCAACUUCUUACGUUCUUAUAUUCUCCCACACAGAGAGCAUCCAUGGUGUCUCUUUCUCCCCUGUGGGUUCUCAGAGCUGAGCUGACAGUGAAGCUUCUCCCACACUAAAGACACCCACAGGGUGUGUCUCCUGUGUGACUUUUCCUCCAAUCCACCUAGGACGUCUCCCUCUUAUGGGCUGAGUCAUGAGGGCAGAGCUCUGAACAAAGAGUUGCUCAUAUUUGCCACACUUAAACCAUCUUUCUCCAUUUAUUUCAUUCAGGGCGCUUGUGGCACUUUACUAGGGUGACUGGAUGGGAAGGCAAAGCACACAACCGAGAUGAUAUUUAAAGCACUUUUUAAUCCCACCUCCAAAGUGUCUUACAAAACAUUAAAAAACAACAACCACACCAAUAAAAUAUACAGUUCAACAAUGAAGCAAGGGUCAGCAUCCAUUCAACAAAGUGAGUAACUCAAAUACUACUUUGAAGUGGCACUUAAGUGCUAGCAGUAUUUAUCACCUGGAUUAUGGUUUGGGAUUUCCGUAACUGAGCCCAGGAUAAAAAUUACAUAAAAAACCAUUUACUGCAACACUCGUAAGUGGCCGCACUUGGAAUACUGUGCACAGUUUUGAUCGCUGCGUCUUAAUAAAAGGAUAUUGUAUAGUUGGAAAGGGUGCAGGAAUGACAACCAAAAUGAUUAGGGCAGGCAUAGUCAAACUCAGCCCUCCAGAUGUUUUGGGACUACAACUCCCAUCAUCCCUGACCACUGGUUCUGUUAGCUAGGGAUGAUGGGAGUUGUAGUCCCAAAAAUCUGGAGGGCUGAGUUUGCCUGUGCCUGGAUUAGGGGAUUGAAGCAACUCCCCUACAAAGAAAUAUUACAACAUUGGGGAGAGGGAAUAAAUAAUUUGGGGGGGGGUUAUAAAUCAGGGGAGGAUAUGACAGGGUUCUAAAAAUAUGUGUGAUGUCAAGGAAGUAGAUGGGCUUCUCCCUUUGAUAACUCAGGGUCAUCCAAUGGAACUGAAUGGUAUGAAAUUCGGGGCCAAUGGAAGCCUGUGCUUCUUCACAGGGCAGACAGCUGCACCGUGGAAUUCACUGCAGUAAGAUGGAGCAGUGGCUGCCAACUGGGACAGCUUUAAAAGAGCAUUAGACAAAUCCAUGAAAGAUAAAGCAAUCAACGGGUACUAGGAAUGGGGUCUAAUUUCCAGGCUCCCAGGCAGCAGGCCUCUGAAGAUCAGUUGCUGGGGAGUGACAAGAAGUGAGGGUUGUCAUUUUCAAGCCCUGCUUGUAGGUUUCUCAUAGGCAGCUGGUUAGUCAUUGUGAAGAUCGGGAGGCUGAGAGCAGAGAGGCGUUUGUGGACUGAGGCAGCAGGGCUCAUUUCAUGUUCUCUUUAUGUUUAUAUAUAUAUAGAGAGAGAGAGCAUGAAAUGAGCCACACACUCUCCAACUGAGCUAUCCAGCUGCUGCCCUCCUUACACACGGAAGACCAUUACAGGUAGGUAGCCGUGCUGGUCUGCCAUAGUCGAAAUAAAAUAAAACAAUUCCUUCCAGUAGCACCUUAGAGACCAACUAAGUUUCUUGGUAUGAGCUUUCGUGUGCAUGCACACUUCUUGGCUACGACGGGUCGCCAGAGAAGGCAUCCGUCUCUACCAUUCGUGAUAGUGUUUUUUCUUUUUUUGGGGGGGGGUCGCUUUGGUGCAUUCUUCAUGCUGAAAAGCGAGAUAGCCCAACCAAACUAGACCAGCUUUGCUCGUGGUCCAGAGCACCGAUCCCAUGACGAACCUCAGCCGCCGAUUGCCCGGAGCAGGCUCAACGCGCAGUUCAGUCCUAAGAGUGCUGCUCAGAGGCAAGCUUAACCGGCUCCGAUAGCCUUAAAAAGAAAAACCCUCCAGCCUCGCAGCACGAAAAUGCACCGCGCGAUUGGGUUUCCUUGCAGGCGCUUCCCCGUCUCAUCCAGCCGGCGCACGAAGCCAUCUUCCGGAGGCGGCCGGGCUGCGUGGAAAAAGCCCUUGCGCGCCCAGCUCAGCUGCCCGGGCCUCCCUUGUCCGUAACGCAACAUGGCGCUUCCCGGUGGGUCUCUUCAAACCUCCUUUGGAAGCCUAAUAUCCUGCCUUUCCCCCAAAAAAAUCCCGUCCCGCGCCUGCCUGGAGCCCCCCUCCCGGCCCCAAAGACCCCACGGCGGGCGCUGAAAUGCGCGCUGCGCAAAAACAGCCGCCCUGUUUGGAGACAUGGAGAGCGCCAUGCUGUACGGACACGAGGGCCGGGCGCAAGGGAAGGGUGGUUUCCCUGGGGUCGGGGGGGGGGGAGGAAGGAUUUCCGUUUCCGCUUGGGCGGGGGUUGGAGGAGGUUGCAGCUGGAGCUGGAGGUAAAUAGAGCGAUUUUUUAAAAAUAAUAUAUUUUUUGGGGGGCCCGUGGUUCCGGAUUCCUUGCGCGCGCUUCCUCGGGAGGGGAACCCGGAGGCCGACGCAAAAGAGGGAGGGGAUCCCCGCUGGAGGCGGCGCGUAGAGGCCCAGCGGGGAGAGGAGGGCGAUGGCAGCUCGAGCCCGGGUUCAAAGGGGGGGGGGGUGGUCUCUUGGGCCCUGGCAGCCUCCCUUUCCUCGCCUCCGCCGAGGGAGCGACCGACCGCCGGGUGGUAGGGGUACUGGCAAGGGGGGGUGGUUCAGCCCCCGGAGAGGAAAAAAGCCCUUAUUUAAGCGGAGAGUGGCGCAAAAUUAAUAAUAAUAAUAAUAAUAAUAAUAAUAAUAAUAAUAAAUGGAUAAUUGAGAUUUCACAUAGGGUGCAGCUGAAGACGAAAGGCAACAACAGCAAUUGACCGUUUCCAUACGGUGCUGCCAGUGUUUAUGAUGUCUGGCAGACGAUGGGGGGGGGUGGAAAUAAGGACAGGUCCCUGCCCGGAGUAGGGUACAAUCUACAUAUUGACCGGGGCUGGGGGAACUGGGAAAGGUGCAGGAGUGAGUGGAUAAGGGAAGUACUACUACUACUACUACUACUACUACUAUUUAUACCCCGCCAAUCUGGCUGGGUUUCCCCAGCCACUCUGGGUGGCUCACAUCAAAUAUUCUUGGUUCAAUUAGACAUGUUUGGACUCUGCUUCUGCAGAGGAGAGGGCUGUUGAGGCAUGCCCAAUGCUUCAUAGGAUUUAAAAGGAUUUGAAGAUGGGCAGGGAUGGUAGCAUCAGAAAGGAGAUUGAGGGAUGGUGAUGAGGGUGAUUGUCGUUUCUAGGCAGCUUAGGGCAGUGGGAUGUUUGUCCCGUCUCUUACUGCUUUAUCUUCCAUAAUGAUCAGAAGCCUUUCAAAAGUUACAGCAAAGCAGCUCUGAAGUUUAUGCGGUUUUGAUCUUGCAACUCAGAACGCACAAAGAGAGAAGCAGUUUAGGUCACAGGCAAAUGAUCUUGGUCCUGAUAGCUCCAGCAGGCACUCUGUGUGUCCAUAAAUAAACAGCUGAUCUGAUACGAACUGUGUGCUGUUGAUUAGGAGCAGUAGAUAGAGGACUGAGCUGUGUGUCUCCAGUCACAUGAACAAUAGAGUUAUUAUGGCAACAUGUGUUCCCAGAAGCCUAGAAAUGAGUUCUUGGCAUCUAGCAAUCUGGAAAAUGUGGAUUAUCUAUCUUGGGUGCUGAUAUGUUUAGGGUGGGCGAGAAUCAACACUGAUCAGGAACAAAUUGUUAAAUAUUUAAACGUGAUUAGAAAUACUUUAUGCAUUGGGCUGCAAGCUCCCUGUGGCCUCUCCCACAACCUAUUCCUAUUCCUAUCUGUUGUUGUGUUUGAUGCCUAGAAGAAAGCGAUAAACAUUUCUGGCAGAGCUUCAAACCUCUUAUAGUUGUGGCAAGCGUGGCGAUGUUCUUCAUUGUGACAUGUAACCAUUGUGGCAAGAGAUUAUCUAGAUACAGAUCUGGUGGGCGGCUUCUGUUGUACGCUUGCGUCACUUUUUGUUGAAGCCAGAAUAACAUUUUCAGGUGCCAGAGGUACAUAGGUCCGAAUUAAAUUCCUAGGGUCGUUGCAAUUUGUGGCGCAACCGGAAUAAGAUUGCAAAUAUGUAAACGCACACAGAGUUUGCAGUUGGCCAAGUGGGAUGUAGCUUUGCUGUUUGCUGCCUUUUAUAAUAUGCAUUGGGACACGGGUGGCGCUGUGGGUUAAACCACAGAGCCUAGGACUUGACAAUCAGAAGGUCAGCAGUUCGAAUCCCCGUGACGGGUUGAGCUCCCAUUGCUUGGUCCCUGCUCCUGCCCACCUAGCAGUUCAAAACCAUGUCAAGUGCAAGUAGAUAAAUAGGUACCGCUCCGGCGGGAAGGUAAACGGCGUUUCCAUGUGCUGCUCUGGUUCGCCAGAAGCGGCUUCAUCAUGCUGGCCACAUGACCCAGAAGCUGUACGCCGGCUCCCUCGGCCAGUAAAGUGAGAUGAGCGCCGCAACCCCAGAGUCGGUCACAACUCGACCUAAUGAUCAGGGGUCCCUUUACCUUUACCUUUUUACAAUAUGCAUAGUUAACCAGUCUCCUUUUUCAUUUCCCCCCCAGCCCAGCCUGUUCUUGACUGCUUCGGUUCUCUCGCCUUUGCUGCUGGAUGUGGCCUUGGAGGAGGUGUCUUAA
Podarcis lilfordi (Lilford's wall lizard) is the source of this 11613-nucleotide messenger RNA. NCBI's taxonomy places the organism in Eukaryota, Metazoa, Chordata, Lepidosauria, Squamata, Lacertidae. The record is from the annotation of a GenBank genome assembly.